Messenger RNA from Culicoides brevitarsis, 1334 nucleotides. Its product is annotated as calreticulin. Gene Ontology annotation, biological process: protein folding. Gene Ontology annotation, molecular function: calcium ion binding. The transcript has 4 exons. The record is from RefSeq and is a predicted model, not a curated record. Gene Ontology annotation, cellular component: endoplasmic reticulum membrane; endoplasmic reticulum. Bases 94 to 1293 code for a protein of 399 amino acids. NCBI's taxonomy places the organism in Eukaryota, Metazoa, Arthropoda, Insecta, Diptera, Ceratopogonidae.
CUCCGGCUGAACGGAUACUGCUUUUUUGUAUUUUGCGGAGAAGUAAAAGAAAAUUUUUUUAAGAAAUAAGGCAACUUAGCAAUUAAAAAUAAAAUGCGUGCUAGUGAACUUCUAUUAGUGAUCUCGGCGCUGAUUUGUGCGGCGCAUUGCGAAGUUUUCUUCGAGGAAAAGUUCUCGGAUGAUUCGUGGACCGACAAAUGGACCUACAGCGAACACCCGGGCAAGGAAUUCGGAAAAUUCGUUCGGACCGCCGGAAAAUUCUUCAAUGAUGAAGAGGCAGACAAAGGUUUACAAACAUCACAAGAUGCCCGUUUCUAUGGAUUGUCCACAAAAUUCACGCCGUUCAGCAACAAGGACAAGCCCCUCGUCAUCCAGUUCAGCGUGAAGCACGAACAGAACAUCGAUUGCGGCGGCGGCUACUUGAAAGUCUUCGAUUGCAGUCUGGAACCGAAAGAAUUGCACGGAGAUUCGCCCUAUUUGGUCAUGUUUGGUCCCGAUAUUUGCGGCCCAGGCACGAAAAAGGUUCAUGUGAUCUUCAGCUACAAAGGCAAGAACCAUCUCAUCAACAAGGAAAUCCGUUGCAAGGAUGACGUCUUCACCCAUUUCUACACAUUGAUUGUGCGUCCCGAUAACACGUACGAAGUCCUCAUCGACAACAGCAAAGUCGAGUCGGGCAGCUUGGAGGAAGAUUGGGAUAUGUUGCCACCCAAAAAAAUUAAGGAUCCCGCCGCGACAAAACCUGAAGAUUGGGAUGAACGUGCCACGAUCCCAGAUCCCGAUGACACCAAACCCGAAGAUUGGGACAAACCAGAGCACAUUCCGGAUCCCGAUGCCGUGAAGCCCGAAGAUUGGGACGAUGAGAUGGAUGGCGAAUGGGAACCCCCCAUGGUCGACAAUCCCGACUUCAAAGGCGAAUGGAAGCCAAAACAGAUCGAUAACCCCAACUACAAGGGAGUUUGGAAGCAUCCCGAAAUCGACAAUCCCGAAUAUCAAGAAGACAAAAAUCUUUAUUUGCGCGAAGAAGUUUGCGCUGUCGGCUUGGAUUUGUGGCAAGUCAAGAGCGGCACGAUUUUCGACAAUUUCCUCUUCACCGACGACGUCGAAUACGCCAAGAAACAAGCUGAAGGCGUCACGAAAACGCAAGAAGGCGAGAAAAAAGUGAAAGAUGCCCAAGAUGAAGCUGAACGCAAGGCAGCUGAAGCCGAGGAGAAGAAAGACGAAGACAACGAAGAUAAGGACGACGAGGAAGAUGGCGACGCUGAAGCAGUUGACACAGAACACGACGAACUAUAAAUUCUUUUUUUUUACCGGAAACGCAUUUUUUCACACAAAAA